Molecule: messenger RNA, 2230 nt
Organism: Megalobrama amblycephala (Wuchang bream)
Lineage: Eukaryota; Metazoa; Chordata; Actinopteri; Cypriniformes; Xenocyprididae
Product: interferon-induced protein 44-like
Exons: 7
Coding region: 104-1105 (333 amino acids)
Source: RefSeq, a predicted model, not a curated record
AGCUGUGGUGAGUGAGAAACAAGUUGCUUUGUCUUUGUCUUUCAUUUUAAGGAGAUAUUGCUGAUUUAGAUUUUCAUGAUUUAGGAGGAAAACAACACAAAAAAUGGGAUCAUCUGGAUCAACGUCCUCACCUGCACCUGCGUACACACCAACGCGAUCAUAUACACCACCACCACCAAACCCAGAACUGGACAAACCUUUUAGAAAAUUUAACUGGAAUCAGAAAGAAGCCCUGAAAAAGAAGCUAGAAGACUUCACUCUGGGUAAUCCAGAUGUAAAGAAAGUCAAUAUCCUGGUAGCUGGACAAAUUGGAGCAGGAAAGUCCAGCUUUAUUAACUCCAUCGAUAGUGCCUUUCAAGGACGGAUCUGCUCUAGAGCACCAGUUAAUUCAUCUGGUGGUGACAGUCAUAGUUUCACAAAACACCUCAAAGGAUUCACCAUCAGAAGUGGGGAAAAAUCUUUGCCCUUCGUCUUCAAGGAUGUAAUGGGCUUAGAACCUGAUAACUUGGCUGGGUCGCACAUAGAAGACAUCAUCAGUAUUGUGCUUGGCCAUGUGAAGGACGGCUAUGAAUUCAAAGAGAAGCAGACACUCUCUUUUAAGGAUGAACAUUUCAACAUGAACCCUACCCUCUCCGAUCAGGCUUCCUGCCUGGUUUACGUCAUAGCAGCAGAUACAGUCCAGUUCACAGAUGAUAAACUUAUUGCCAAGUUGAAGUGCAUCCGCGAGAGAAUCAGUGCUAAGGGGAUUCCUCAAGUGGUUAUCAUGACCAAAGUGGAUGAAGCAUGUCCACUGGUCAAAAAUAAUCUAAGGAAGAUAUACACUAGCAAGAAGAUCAAAGAGAAGAUGGAUUUGUGCAACACCAAAAUAGGUUUGCCAUUGUCAAACAUCUUCCCAGUGAAGAACUACCAUGAUGAGAUUGACACAGAGGAUGACGUUGAUGCUCUGAUACUGAAGGCAAUUGAACAGAUUGUUCAGAUUGCCAAUGAUAAAUUGGUAGAUGUAAUGGAAGAUGAAAUGAAAAAAAAGGAAGAGAAAAAGGAAAAGGAAGAUAAAAUGAAAAAAAUGGAAGAUGCAAUGAAAAAAACACAUAUACAAUAUUGUUAAUUCAUUUGGAGUGGGUCAUUCUUUCAAUACAUUUUCUUUAUCAUAGGGAGCAUAAUUUUAGGAAGAUCGUUUAUAAAAUGACUAAGAUUAUGAUUUGUGUUUAGUUUUACAAAUAUGGGGCAGUUCAAAGUUAAUGAAAAUCUGGCACUUAAAAUCUAAUGUAAAAAUUUGAAUCUUUUUAGGAAAAGAAAAGUUAUGUAAAAUCUUUCUACAUUUAACAACAUUAAAACUAUUAAAUUACAUAAAUAAUAUGGGACUAAUGCACAGACACUCUUGUAUUUUAGAUUAUUUAAAACAUUUAUGAACAAAAUAACUUUUGCUUAAUGAGAUCUGAUGAAUAAAUCCUAUUUAAUCUUGAAUUGUAUAUUUUUCUUGACAAUACAUGUAUUCAGCCUGUACUAAAACAGUGAAUUGGGGUAUCUGGAGCAAUGGGAUUGAGAGAAAGCAUAACUUUCUUGAAAUUCAUGUUGAAAUAUAUUGUCUUCUGUAGAUGUUUUGAGGAUUUUUUACUUCAAUUAAUUAAUCUAUCAGUUUUUGUUGAAGUAUGGAUAAUUGUGAAAUUUCACUGACAAUUAAAAUUACUCAUCAUGAAAUAAGACUUUGAUCAUAUCACCCACCAAUAAUCGUGUUAAAUAAUCAUGAUUUCAGUAUUGACCAAAAUAAUCGUAUUUAUGAUUUUUGCCAUAAUUGAGCAGCCCUACAUUUUGUUGAUCAAAGAUGUGUUUUAAGGGAUACAAUUAUUUACUAUAGGGGGAAUUUAAACAUGUUGUAUCUUUUAGAAGACAAGUUCAAAUGAUUCUUAAAUAGAGUGCUGAAUUGAACUUGGUGUUUAAGUUUAAAGUUAAUGAGUUUGAUUAUACUGUGCAUGUAACAUCAGAAACGGCUGACAUCUGUUAGGGUUGAAAGCAGAGCUCUUUAUCGGAUAAUACCGAUAAAGUAUUACGGUUCAUCACGAUACCUUGGAAUGGCAGUUAAGUGAUGUUAAUUUAUAUCUUUGAAAAGGAUUUAUUUCCAGGUAAAACUAUACUCAACAUGUGCCCUCAUUUAUUCAAAAUGUGUCUCAUUUAUAUUGUUAACUAUGUUCUGAAUAAACUACUUUGUACUUUGAUUCUUUACACAUUUUCU